Messenger RNA from Scomber japonicus (chub mackerel), 3570 nucleotides. RefSeq names its product A kinase (PRKA) anchor protein 8-like (gene akap8l). The record is from RefSeq and is a predicted model, not a curated record. Bases 71 to 2212 code for a protein of 713 amino acids. Gene Ontology annotation, cellular component: nucleus. Gene Ontology annotation, molecular function: DNA binding. The transcript has 13 exons. Lineage: Eukaryota; Metazoa; Chordata; Actinopteri; Scombriformes; Scombridae.
CAGCACCUCUCUGCUUCAAGAAGAAACCACCGGGGCAGCUUGUGUUGACCGAGUAACGCACAAAAAAAACAUGGACAGCAGAGGCUACGGUUCUGGUUACUCCAGUUGGGGAGGCGGAGGGUCGGGAAGUAGAAGUUCUGGGAGCUUUGACCUGUAUGGGGGAGGUUAUAAGGACUCCAUGUCAGGGCUCGGGGGAUAUGGAGGAGGAGGAGGAGGAGGAGGAGGCAGCCACAUGAAGAGAGGUCUCUCGGGAGCGUCCCUGCUCUCAUCCACAGGCACACAUGCAGAUGCAGUCAUUGCCAAAAUCAACCAGCGCUUGGACAUGCUCACGCAGUUGGAGGGGGGUAUGAAAGGGGGUCGAGACAGGUUUGACCAGUACGAGUCUUUCGACUCGCGUUCCUCCGCUCUCUCCUCCUCCCGAGAUCUCUACAGAUCUGGCGGCAGUAGCUAUGGUUAUGGCGAUGGCCGUGGGGACAACAUGCUGUUGGGUCAGCGAGGAGGCUCGGGCUUCGGAGGGGGAAUUGGGCUAGGGGGAGGAGGAGGCUUCGACAGCCCUUCCUCUUCCUAUGGAGUCGCUAAAAUGCGACAGAAUAUGAGGGAGUCCUUCACCAGUGGCCAGGGAGCAGGUUCUGGAGGUGCAGGAUGGGCUGGAGCAGGCCGACGUUCCCCCAGAAGGGGUGGAAGUGCUGGGGGUCGAGGAACUGGAGGAGGGUUUGGAAGCCGCAGGUCAGACCCCACUCCAUUAGGAGGAGGAGGGCGGGGAAGCGGUAGUGGUGGCCAGUCCCACCGUGGCCAUUCUCCAGGAGGUGGUAGAGGCAAGCUCCCAUCCCUCCUGUCCAACCGCAUGUACCCUGAGAGUGGGGGUUUCCAUCAGGGUUCCACUCAAGGGCCUCACGACUUUCCUGGGAGGCAUUUUGGAGGGGGCCCACGGGCCGGCCGCCAGCGAGGCCGCAAGAGACCCCUUAACAAACAGGUGAAGCCACAGCGUGAACCCCAGAAGAAGAGAAAGCAAACGCUGAGUGGAACCGAUGAGCCAGAGUCAAAGAUUAACAGGACUGAGAGUGCAGGAUCAGAAGCUACCCAAGAGCAAACAGAGAAAAACGGUGAUGACAGUGAAUCAAAGGCUGCAGCUGCGGAGACAAAAUCUACUGCUGAUGGAGAUGAUGCUGCACAGAAACAGGAGGAUAGUUCCCAGGCGAAGAAAAAGAGCCCAGCCCAGGGUCAGGACAAGCCCCCGAAAAUGAGGAAGAGGAGGGGCUUCCUGGAAAGGGUGAUGUUUGCAUGCUCUGUGUGCAAGUUCCGUUCAUUCUACAAGGAGGAAAUGGAGGCUCAUCUCGAGAGUCGCUUCCACAAGGAUCACUUUAAGUUCCUUUCCGGCCAGCUGUCCAAGCCCACCACAGACUUCCUCCAGGAUUAUCUGCAGAACAAGUUUAAGAAGACAGAGCAGAGGGUUAGUCAGUUGGAAAACCACAGUGCUUCCAUCUGCCAGAUGUACAAAGAGCAGGACCUCACCAGGGAUCUCGGUAUGGAGCACUUCAUGAGGAAGGUGGAAGCCGCCCACUGCGCAGCAUGUGACCUUUUCAUUCCAAUGCAGCCUCACCUGAUACAGAAACAUAUCAAGUCACCUGACCAUAACUACAACCGCAAGGGUAUGAUGGAGCAGUCCAAGAGAGCCUGUCUGUCCGUCGCUCGCAGCAUCCUCAACCACAAAAUCAUUGGCAAGAAGCUGGAGAGUUACCUCAAGGGAGAGAACCCGUUCACUGGUAACCAGGACGACCAGGAUCCAGAGGACUCCAUGGUGAUGGACGUGUCCGAGUUGGAGUUAACCAGCGAGACAGCAGACGGCCAGACGGAAGCGGCGCCAGUUAAAGAUGAUGCGGACCAACAGGAGGUCGAGGGUGAAGCAGCAACAGAAGCACCAGAGGAGGCGGAGGCAGAAGCAGAGGCGGAGGCGGAGGCGGAAGAAGAGGAAAAAAUGGAGGAGGGGCUAGAAAUGGAGAGAAAUGAGGAUCAGGGGAACCAAGAAGAGGAGGAAGGUUUUGAAGUGGAAGAAGAAGAAGAGGAGGAGGAGGGAUAUGUGGUGCACGAUGAGAUUGGAGAAGAUGGAUUACCGGGCGAGCAGGAAGCAGACGAAGAGGAAAGAGUGGAGGAGGCAGCAGAAGCAGCAGCAGAGGUUAAAGAAGAAGAAAAAGAAGAAAAGAAAGACGAAUGACUUUUGCACCCUGUUGUGACUUGUUGACCUUUAAAAUCAGUCUGGACCAGUCACUGACUCCCACAAUCCCAUUCAGCCCAGUUUUAUUGCCAGGCACAGUACUGAAAACUACAUAUUUUGCUCUUGAAAUUUGUCACUGUCUAUUGAGUCUCAACUUUAAAUAGUUUUUUGUUUUGUUAAAGAAAUAGUUUGACAUUUUGGGAAAUCCUUCUGUUGGCUUUCUUGCAGAGAGUUUCAUGAGAAGAUGGAAUAACAUAGUGUUUUAUUUAUGCCUACCAUCUCUCUUUAGAGGAGCUGCUGAGUGUAUUUUUGAGAACUAGGCUAGUAACUUUAUGUAUGAGGUGGUUUGUUACACAGAACCAUCUGAGAAAUCACACUUGGAAACUAUUUUGCAAAAGAGUACGCACUUCCAAAAAAAUACCUGGCAGGUGAUUGGACGAUCCAUCUGUCCAUCACCGUCUUACGUUGCCAGGCAGCUGGAUUCAUGAAGGUCACGCAAGAAUCCUCAUUUGGACGUGGAUUCGUCCAGCAGCAUGGUACUGUUAAACCGGAAACACCUCGGCUACACUUUAUUUUUAUACAGUAUGUUAGCUACACACAGCAUGGCAUGGCUGUAGUAAUGAUGCUACAUAUGCUAACUAGCUGCUAGUUGCCACGUAAGCUGGUAAAAUGGAUCCUUUUAUUUUUCUUUGUGUCUGUGGAUUGGUGCUCCCGUCACUGUUUUAGUUGGUAAUUUUGUUUGUUUGAUAUUUUUAAAACUUAUUUCGGGAUGCUCACUCUCAGUUCUGUUAUGUACUAACAUUUGGCACCAAUUAAUAUAUUAUAACCUUAAGUAACAAGUACAGUACCCCAUGCUAGUAUGACAUCCAUAGCUUUUAUCUUGCGAUGUUGUGAAUCCAGCUGUGUUGCUAGGUAACGAGGCUUAAUGGCUCUACUUCCACGCUCGGCUCGGCUCAGACCCCGUCACACAUUCUCAUUUAAAAACUUGGCAAGAAAAAAUGCCCAAAAUGUCCAGCUAUUCCUUUUUUAAAUACUUUUGCUUGUGCCUUUGUUCAAAUUCUUCUUAAUUUUAGAUACAUUUGUUUAGAAUUGUUUAAGAAAUCUUUGAGUAUUAUAAAGUUAAUAGAUUAACUUUUUUUUUUCUUUUUUUCUUAUCACAUGCCAUAGCAUUCUGUUCAUUGCCAGUAUUUAUGAUGGUGGAUGGAUGAUGGAUUGGUAAAAUGUGGAACAAGGGUGGGCUUUCUAUUCCUCAGACAGGGUGAAUGUGUGUAGGAUAAGCAUGGGAUAAUUGGAGUGGAUAUCAGUCAUGUAUAAGACAGCUUUGUUUCACAUGGUAAGAAAUAAACUUGUUGAAUAAA